This is a messenger RNA of Symbiodinium sp. CCMP2592, 4521 nucleotides long. The record is from the annotation of a GenBank genome assembly. NCBI's taxonomy places the organism in Eukaryota, Dinophyceae, Suessiales, Symbiodiniaceae.
AUGGCUUGGUCGAAGCCUGGUCUUCGGAAGUGCUGGGCGAUGGGCAGGUAUCGCGUGCUGUCCAAGCUGGGUGCCGGUGCAUUCUCGACCGUCUGGCUUUGCACGGAUGAGAAGGACUCCUCCCAAGAGCCGCGGUUGAUCGCCAUGAAGGUGUGCAAGUCGAAGAAGAGCGUCACGGAGCAGGCUCAAGAUGAGGUCAUGCUACUCGAACGGCUACAUGAGGACGGCAGCUCGCCACAUGUGGUCAAGAUGCUGGACCACUUCUGGCACACCGGCACGAAUGGUCGCCACAAGUGCAUGACAUUCGAGGUGAUGGGGGAGAACUUGUUGGCUCUGGUCCGGCACCACAACUACGAGGGCCUUCCCAGAGACCUCUGUCGACGUCUAUCAAGGCUUGCAAGGGUGGACACGGCGCUGGUGCAGAAGUGCAUGCCACGGGACUUCGUGGAGAGAGGAUGUCCUGCGCCUCUCUUUAAUGCCGCGAGCUCACGGCUCAAGGAGACGAAGGUGGAGCUGUCGAAGCACCGUGGCCUGGCAGCCAAGAAGGAUCUGCAGCUCCAACAAGACACUGCCAGAUUGUUGCAAGCGGUCGACCUGCGACAUCGACAGGACGAGCUGCAAUCGGAGCUCCAAGCAGCGAAGUCCUCCCACGCUGGGGAGCUGGAAGCCCAGCAGAAGCACUUGGAGGAGCAGCACUCCGAGGAGCUCUUGCGCCAGCUGUUCCAGGCGGAGGAGAGCGAAAGGAAGCUCUUGCAGGAGCACAGCCAAGAGCCUGGUGCUGCCGUCUUGCUGCUGGAGGACUCCGCGGCCUUCCGUGCCGAGGCCGAGCAGGCCACCUGGCAGCAGAAGACCGAAAUCCAGGAAGCCGAGCUGCUCAUGGCUUCUCUCCAGCAGGAGCUCCUUGAUGCCGGCGACGAGAUUCGGAUCUUGAGGCAAGAGCGAGACAGCGAGAGCGAGGCGGCAUUCGUGACCCAGGAGGCUUACCUCGCUGAGUCCCGAGCCUCCGUCCGCCAGCAGGAGGGAGAGGGAGACUGCGAGACCCGAAGCUUCUCUGGCGCAGAGGCGUUGCAAGCAGAGGUCCGGGCCGGGCCCGAACGUCCGGACGAGGCUUUCGGAGGUCGCAGCCUUCGAGGAGAGCCAGCGCGGCUUGGAUGGUCAGCUCAGCAAGGUGGCCUACACAGUCGGCCAGCGGGACCACGAGCUCAAGGUCAAGGACACGGAGUUGCAGGAGGUCCGCAGCAGCCUCGCUGGCAUGCAGGACGAGAUGGAGGAGGUGAGCUGCCAGCUCAAGGUCCAGUGCGACCGCGUGCAGCGCGUGGAGAGGGAGCUGGCGCUGUCCCGGGACGUCAGCGAGAAAGUCAGCAAUCUGAGACAGAUGCUGCAAGAGUCGCACGGUGGCAUCUCCCGUCUCUGUCGGCUUAUCGACGAGGAGAGACAAAAACGCGAGCAAUACGUGCAAGGCCUGAAGCAGCAGAGGUUGCGCACCGAGUUGCUCCUGCAGCUACUGCAGCACUUCAAGAAUCGAACCCAGGACUUGGGGCCCGACACGAUCUUGGCUGGGGUCGGUUUGGCCGGCCCGUGUGGCUCCGGCUCCAGCGAGCCGAGGAUGCAGCCACACCAAGCAAAGCCCGCGAAGCCGUGAAGGGACGGAAAAAGACUUGGAGUCGGCACACGCUGAAAGGCUUGCAGCACAUCCAUGCCCGCGGUGUCAUCCACACGGAUGUGAAGCUCGAGAAUGUUCUCAUAUGCCGACACGACAUGUCGGUGCUCCUGCAAGAGGCAUCCAGGGCACAUCGAGCCUUCCAGGAGCAGAAGUCCGGCCUGGAGACUCUCUCGAAAAGCCAGAAGAAGCGAAUGAAGAAAAAACAGAAAGCCAAGGACGCCAACAUCGCCGGCUCCGAAGACCCCAAGACGGAGGCUGCGGCAGAGGAGGUGGAGGCAGAGGUGACCGAGGGUCAGCCGCAGGCAGAGGUGGUGAAUGGCGUGACCAGCGUGAACGGCAAGGGUAAGGGCGACGGAUAUCCGAAGCCGGAAGGGGAGGUGCCAGCAGCCGGCAAUGUUCCGGGUGAAGCACCCCCAGGGCAGCCCAUACCUCCGAUCAGACAAAGAGAUCGCUUCGAGAACCUGCAGCUCGAAGAGACCUUCGCGAAGUUGGCGGAUUUUGGGAACGGCAUCAAGGUGCUGAGCCGGGCGGGAGGGGGAGAAAAGAGACAGGAGCCGCCAAAAGCGAUGGAGCUGGCCAUGCCUCCCACGGAGGUGUCGAAGGGCUUCGAGAGCGCGAUGCCUAUGCACGUGCAAGUUGGAAGCCUUGGCCAAGUGCCCCCGGCCAUGCCCGUGACUGAGAGCUCCCAGAGCCAGUGCCUGCGGGCGCUUGCGGCGAUGAGCGAUGAGAGUGAAGAUUUAGGCUUUGUCACCCAGGCUCCCUUGCCCAAUCUCCUCACGGGCCGGAUGAUGGACCCUACCUUGGCCAUGAAGGCCAGCACUGUUCGCGUCUGGAUGACCUCGAAUGGCCAGUGGACGCCUGGCAAUGAGGGGGAGUUCUCCUCCGCGAGCUCCUUGGGCUCUUCUCGUUCGCGCGAGAGUGAGGACCUCGAGGAGGUGAGUCCGGUGGCCUCCCUUGUGGUUUGCGGGCAGGCACUCGGCCAGGAUGUCAAGCGGUUCCAGUGGGUCCCACCAAAAGGCUGGGAUGGCCAUGCUCGCGCCCUGGAGAUUUCGGCUCGGAAUACCUUCGAUUGGGAUGGCAGUCGUCCUGUACCUCCGCCAGGAGGCCGUCCAUGGCUGUUGCCUUGCAGUGAUGAGAUGGCGCUCAGGAUUGCAAGGCUCCGGAAGCCUUUGCGCGCGGCCGGAUGGAAAGUCAUCACCUCGCCACCCCUAAUUAUCGAGAGCCUGGGCGACAAGGCAAAGCUUCCGGGCUACGCCGCCAAGAUUGGAAAGCUGGACUUCCUUCCGCGGCACUUCGCGAAGCCUCAGGAAGCAAGGUAUCCAUGCAUCUUGAAACCAUCGCAGGGCGAGUUCGGCAAGGAUUCCUGGAUCUGCCAGACAUGGCAGGACGUGCGCCGCCAUGCCCCGGACUUCGGGUCCGAGUCGCAAGGAGAAGCGACUUGGGUGCUGCAAGAGCUUGUCCCCGGCAGCGUGGAGCUGUCCGUGUCCAUGCUCGUCUCUGCGGGAUCCAUACUGGAUGUGGUGGGCAUGCGCUACACCUAUGACAGGAGCAUCUACAUCUGGCCCAAUGUUGUCGAGCUGAAAAAGGAGCUCUACGAAGUUCCGACACAGCACAUCGAUGUCCUGGCCGCCUUUGUCGGCGAAUAUGAUGGUAUUCUGAAUUUCAACUACAAGAUCCGGCCAGAUGGGAGGAUCUGCCUCUUCGAAGUGAACACCCGCAUCGGCGCAGAUUUGGCUUGUGAUGUUCCAAGGGAGCGGGCUCGGCAGCUGUUCUUGACGCUGGCCGGAGAAGAUCCGUGGCUGAGGAUGGCGACCGACUGCAUGGGGAAAGCGUGUGGCAAAUCUGCCGAUGUGCCGGUAGAUGUGAACCUGCCUCAGGGCAAGAAGAGAAGUGGACGCGGCAAGGGCAAGAAGGAUCACUUCGAGGGCCUCACUGCUGCUCCCGUCGCUGUAGGCGAGCUGCUCGGCAACGCCGCCGUGCUCGACGCGCUGGCAGAGGUCCGCCGGGACGGGGCGAAAAGCCAAGUUCUGCUAAGAGACGUCCUCUCCCACGUCGCCGAGCUGGCACAAGACUCGGAAGGGAGCCGCUUUUUGCAGGCAAAGUUGGAGACUGCCAACACGGCCGAGCGCAGGGAGGUCUUCGACGCACUGCUUCCGAAGAUGGAGAUGCUUGCCGGAGACUCUUCCGGCAGCGCAGUGGUGCAGAAGUUGCUGGACAUCUGCACACCAGACCAGCGUAGAGCCAUCGUGGAGAAGUUCCGGCAGUCCGUUGUGAAGCUGUCCUUGAAGAUGCACGGCUGCCGCGUCAUCCAGAAGGCGUUUCAGGUUUGCCCACCAGAACUCCAAUCCAUGCUUGCUGGAGAGUUGCGACAUGGAGUGAUUGAUUGCAUCAAGAGCAUGCAUGGCAACCACGUGGUCCAAAAGUGCAUUGAGCAGAUGCCACCGGAGUCCGUCUCCUUUGUCGUGGAGGCUGUGGAGGACAAGGCAGAAGCUAUGGCGGCGCAUAUCUACGGGUGCAGAAUCAUCCAGCGCUUGCUGGAGCACUGCACACCAAAGCGCCUGGAAAAGAUGUUGCAGCAGAUCCUCCGCAGCAUCACCAAACUGUCCACAGAUCCGUACGGCAACUAUGUCAUUCGCCACAUCCUUGAACAUGGCAAUCCGGAGCAUAAGAGGAGCAUUGUGAAUGAGGUCUGUGGUCACGUUCUUGAGCUUGGGAAGGAUAAGCAUGCCAGCAAUGUGGUGGAGAAGUGUUUCGAGGCAUUCGCAAUGACUUUUGUCGAAGACUGCCGCAAGGAGCUUUUCCUUCCAAGCAGUUCACAUGCCUUCUUCGUUCUGAAGGGAUUAGCAAAGCGAGCCUAA